Messenger RNA from Drosophila gunungcola (fruit fly), 5947 nucleotides. RefSeq lists its product as uncharacterized. The record is from RefSeq and is a predicted model, not a curated record. Gene Ontology annotation, molecular function: protein binding. The transcript has a single exon. NCBI's taxonomy places the organism in Eukaryota, Metazoa, Arthropoda, Insecta, Diptera, Drosophilidae. Bases 1160 to 3817 code for a protein of 885 amino acids.
UGCCAGAAAUAACCAUUUUCCACUCACACGUUAACGACGAACGCUGCCGAGCGGUUGCCUUUUUCCGCUGCUGUUGUGCCGUGUGUGUAAGAGUGCGCGCGGGUGUGUGGGAGUCCCAGUGGCCAGGAUCCACCGUUAUUUUGUGCAGUGAAAACAAUUGCAAGUGUGCAAUGGCAAUCCGUUUCUAGACCACAACUCGCCACGCUGCCCUCGCUCCAAAAUCAGCAAUCAAACCCCAUCGCUUGGACCGAGGUUCGCUCGAUAGGCAAACGCAAACGAAAACGAAACCGAAAACGACGAAAAAAACGCGAUGCGAAUUAAAGCUUUGCGUGGCAAAAUGCGCUAACCGAAGCAACAAAACAAACCAACCAUCCUAAAAAAAAAAAUAUAUAUAUAAUAUAAAUAUAUAUAUGUGUGAAAAGCAGCACGUGAAGAAAGAAAAAUCCCGAAGAGCUGAAGAAAAUUGCGUAGAAAAUAAAUAAUAGAAAAAAGCAAAGAGAAAUACGAAUUUCGUUGGCCGAAAAGUAAAAACGAUUAUCAUCCAAACGAGUGUGAGUGAGUCAGUGAGUGCGAGUGAGUGAGUGUGUGCGGAUCCGGGUGCGGGUGCUAGCUAGCCCUAUAAAUAACACUGGGUCUGGCCGAGCGCUAAUUACGGCAAAACAUGAAAAUCUUGGCGAAAACCGCAGCAACAACAAGUGAGGCCAAGGCGGCAAUUAAUCAAUUUUCCGCUUGACCUAUAAGGAAGUUUCCAUAUCAUAAUUAAAAGAAAACCCAGAAAACGAACGGAUACAAUCGCACGAAAGUAAGAGUAAAAGCUCAACCCAACGAAACAUAUGGCAUAUCCUUGAGUUACACAAAAAAGUUAAGCAAAAACUGUAAAAACAAAUUAAAUAUGUAUUAAAAUCAAUGAAAUUGGCUCGAAAGGACUGUGAAAGUUUCCAUAUCAGCACAAGACACAUCAAUUAAAAUAAAUCACAAGCUCCGUUUUAAGAUCCAGCAAUAGAACGGAAAAUAAAUCUAUGAAACUCUGUGUAAAUUACAAAAUAUAUCAUAUCAUAAACAGUAGAACUGAAAGACCCAUGACAUUGCUAAUUCAAAACAAACUCUGGGCCUUAGCCUAGAACGCUCAACCAAAAGACUUUAAAAGACAACCAGGAAAAUGUAUAUCAGGGGAUUGGCUUUCCUGGUCCUCAGCCUGCAAGCUGGAAUCAUCCUGGGCAAUCGCUACAACCAGCUGCAUCUGUACGCGAACGGAGGAGCAGGCAGUUCCUCGUCAUCCAGCCCCGGGAGCUAUAGGUCCUCCCCCGCGUCCCAGAACGAAGUCUACUCCAUAGCGGACAGUCAGCCAAUGACGGAGGACGGCUAUAUGCCCCCCAGCCAGCACUUUCCCCCCGCCCACUCCGACCUGGAUCCGCCCGCCCAGCAGCAGAGCACCUGCCAAACGGUAUGCGCCUGCAAAUGGAAGGGCGGCAAGCAGACCGUGGAGUGCAUCGAUCGCCAUCUGAUCCAGAUUCCCGAGCACAUCGAUCCCAACACCCAGGUGCUGGACAUGUCCGGGAACAAGUUGCAGACCCUGUCCAACGAGCAGUUCAUACGUGCCAAUCUGCUCAACCUGCAGAAGCUGUAUCUGCGGAACUGCAAGAUUGGCGAGAUCGAGCGGGAGACCUUCAAGGGGCUGACCAACCUGGUGGAGCUGGAUUUGUCGCACAAUCUGCUGGUAACGGUGCCCAGUUUGGCCCUCGGCUACAUUUCCUCGCUGCGGGAACUCACCCUGGCCUCCAAUCACAUACACAAAAUCGAGGGCCAGGCCUUCGGCAACACACCAUCGUUGCACAAAUUGGAUCUGUCGCAUUGCGAUAUCCAGACCAUUUCCGCUCAGGCCUUCGGUGGCCUCCAAGGACUGACGUUGCUCCGCUUGAACGGGAACAAACUGAGCGAGCUUCUGCCCAAGACCAUCGAGACCUUGAGUCGCCUGCAUGGCAUCGAACUGCACGAUAAUCCCUGGCUCUGCGACUGCCGCCUGAGGGACACGAAACUCUGGCUGAUGCAGCGGAAUAUACCGUAUCCCGUGGCUCCCGUUUGCUCGGGCGGUCCCGAAAGGAUAAUCGAUCGCAGCUUUGCCGAUCUUCAUGUGGACGAGUUCGCCUGCCGACCCGAGAUGCUGCCCAUUUCGCACUACGUUGAGACCGCCAUGGGGGAGAACGCCUCGAUCACAUGUCGGGCCAGAGCGGUGCCAGCUGCGAACAUCAAUUGGUACUGGAACGGACGGCUGCUGGCCAACAACUCUGCCUUCACGGCCUACCAAAGGGUGCACAUGUUCGAGCAGGUGGAGGGAGGAUUCGAGAAGAGGUCGAGGCUCGUGCUGACCAACGCCCAGGAGACGGACUCCAGCGAGUUCUAUUGUGUGGCCGAGAACCGAGCGGGAAUGGCCGAGGCCAACUUCACCCUCCACGUGAGCAUGCGAGCUGCGGGAAUGGCCUCCCUGGGUAGUGGCCAGAUCGUGGGCCUGAGUGCCGCCCUGGUGGCCCUGAUUAUCUUCGCCCUGGGGGUCAUCAUGUGCCUGCUGCUGCGGGUCAAACGGCAGCCGUAUGUCGACAGCAAGACCCCCAACCACAUGGAGGUGAUCACAUCGGUCAACCACCAGAACUCCAUCACGAACAAGACGCAGCCGGCCACGGGGAAUGGCAGCAUUGGAGGCGUGGUCAUUGCCAACGGAGCUGUGGCCAACAUAAUCGAUGGCGGCGUGGUGCAAGGAGGCAGUCUGGAGCGGAAGAGCAGCGGACGAGGAGUAUCCCAUGCGGGGCACGACCAGCGCAGUGCGAAUCCCGUGCAGAAACCGCCGAGGCUAACCGAUCUGCCCUACUCCACGCAGGGAUACGACAACAACGGAAGUGUCCUGUCGACUGCCUCUUGCUUUAUAUCCCCGACCGGAUCCACUGGUAAUGGUGGCAACAAUCCCGAUCUCAUCAAUGACACCAAGCGCUUUGGGAGCGAUGAGUUCGCUGAUCUCAAGAUCCCGCCCAUCAGUGGCGUUGGAGUGGGCGGAAGUGGGGAGUACAGUCGCGCCAACGGCUGCGACUCCCUGUAUCCCUCGGGUCUGUGGGAGCACGGUGCCCCAGUGGGCGCCACGUCUGCGGAUGACCUCUUCAUGAAGCGCUAUACGGACAAGACGCCCAUCAUCGAUUCCGCGCAGCUGUAUGACUUGCACGAGCGCACGGCGGCCACGGACUAUUUCAGCAAGACCUUUCCAAGGUCACACCUCCAGCAGGGACUGACGGGUGGAGGAGGCGGAGGUGGAGGAGGAGGAGUAGGAGGAGGAACCUCCACAGCCUCGACUGUGACCACCAAUCUCUCGGGUGGCUCCUCGUCGGGCUACCCCAACGAUUACGGCCUGCCUUUGGUGCCGGGGGCAGAGCACCAGCACAACCACCAGCUGCAGAUGCACCCGCUGCAGCAGCUCCAGCAGCAGCUAACCUCCACGCUGAACCACCAGAAGCGGGAGGGCAGCUCCACCGGCAGCAGUCCGCACUUCAGCAGCCGCACACUGCCUCGACUGCACGAGGGAGGAAGUGGCAGUGGGAGCUCCCGCUGCUCGCCCACGCCAGCGGUCAACCACGCCCAGGCGAACGCCAGCGCCUCCAGUUCCUGCUCCAUACUGCCCAACGGGCAGCCCAUCAACGCCAAGACGAUACGGGUGUGGCAGAAGGGCGGUGUGCCCGUCCUGCCGCCCGUGACGGCCCUGAAAAGGGCCCUGAUCAGCAGCAGCCGCAACUCGCCGGACGAGGGAUACCAGGAAGGAUGUGGAACGGAUGUGUAAGCCCGCAGAGGCAGGGCAACCGGAAACCAAACCAAGAACUGACUAAACUUAACACAACAAAUAAGAUGGGGAGGUAGCUCUUUUAGGUAUAACACUCUUAGAUAGCUCCGAGGUCCUAGGCGAGCAGCGAUUAUUGUGCAAGCGAACUGUUUGUGAUAGUGUCUGACAAAAAAGAUAAUGCGAAUGAAGAUAAUAAUUGCCCAAAGCAAAGAGAAAGCUAAAACGAAAUCAACUGCACUACACUAAGGUACACUCUCCUUGGCAAGUAACUCAACUAACUAAACUAAACUAAACUUAACUAAACAUAAACGUAAACGUAAACUAAACUAAGAAAUGUACAGCAAACUUUAUUUGAAUACCAUGGCAAACUCUCAACUCCCCGCAUAACAUUUAAAAUACUCCAAAAAUAUACAUGUGUAUGGAAAAGCAACCAUGUGAAUGUAACUAAAUCUAUGUAUAAAAAUUAUAUAUUUCUAUGUAUGUGACUAUGUGUGUGCAUGUGUGUGUGUAAUUUCUUCGUUGUUCGGUCAAAAAGAAGUUAAAUGGAACCCAGAACCUCCCAAAGUUAUAAUCAUAAAUCAGAAAAAUUGUGGCUCAACAUUUGUAAAUUAUGCAUUCACAUAUAUAGUAAAAUGGUAAACUGCUAAAAGUUAUAUAAAUCAUUGUAACUGUAUAUAUUACAUAUCUCAUAAACAAAGAAAAUCAAUUCUGAAUCCGACUAUUGUUGAAAUCUUGUCCCGUUAGAAGCUGUGAAAUAAUGUAAAACUAAAGCAGGCUAAAGUCUAUCCAAAAGGAAAGCAGUAAAUCAGCGGUAUUUAGUAUUUUCUCAAUUUUGUUUUAGCCAUAACUUGUUAAAUUUAUGGCUUAAUUCAUUUCCAAUCUAAAUUCGGCCAUUAUAAUGUUUCUAUUCAUCAGCGUUUUCAGAAAAUUCAGAAAAGUUUAAAAAAUUGCAAUAUUUUUAACUUUAUUAACAGAACAAAACGGAUUUAUAUUUUCGAAAUUAUUUGUCAGUUUGUUUUUGUUGUUUUUUGGUUUGUUGUUUGUUUAAAACCGAUCAAAUGCGCCAUUUUACAUUUAGUUUUCAACAACUGCAGCUUUUCAUAAAUAGCCCUGAACUGAAUUUAUAGAAAAUAAUUGUUGGCCCAAUUCGAAUAUAAACGAAUAAUCAUGUAAUCAAACUAAGCCGGUUUACUCGAAAAUUUCUGAAGAAAUGUUGAUUUACUGCUAUCCAAAAAAUAUAUAAAUUUAACAAAACAAUAUCAAAUGUUGGUAAAUUUCCCAAUAAAAUUAGAAGAGAGCAUGCUAAAGAGGAAACGUUUAACAAAAUAAAGCCUGUCGGCGGGCGAAAAACAAAUAUAAAAAAACCAAUCGGAGGAAAUUCAAAGUAAAGACAGAGGGAAAAUAUUCGUCAAAUGCAUACGUAAAUAAGCAUAUGUAAAUUGUACUGAAAGUGCGCGCACACACACACUCGAAACACAUCACAUCACAAGCAAACACACACUCACGCAUACACAUAGGCAUGCACGUGUACAUGCAGACGUAUGUCAGUUUGUCCUUGUAACGAUUUAAAGCGUAUCCACAAGAUAUUAAUUGCCCGUAUGUGCUAAGACCUAGAGUUUAAGGAGGCGACAAAAACAAAACGCAGAAGAAAAACAAACAAAAUAAUAUUUUUAAGGUAAACCAAAGACUUUUUUCUUUGCCUCUAAAUGAGCGCAGUAGUCUUCAAAGGACUCCCAACAAACAGUAAGCACACACAUACACACACACACACACAGAUACAAAACACACACUUACACACAACCGAAAGUAAUCUUAAACGUGGAAAAAGAGCAAGAAAAAACCGUAGCAUUUAAGUUGAACUUAUGUAUUAUGUAUUGUAUAAUAUAAACCUACGUAUAGCAUAUAGUCUAUAGAUGUGUACACUUAUCAACAGAGCGGCAUAACAAGCUAUGGAGAAGGAGAGUGAGCGAGAGGGAGAGAUGGGUGAAAGUCAAGAGGGAGGGAGAGGGGAGUAGAGAGCCCGCAGACAAAAGGCGGCAUUGAAUGCAUGAAAGCAACUGAAUGAACAACAAAGCAAAAAGGAAAUAUAUAUAACAUUAUAUAUAUCUAUAUAUAAACGAAAAACAUAAA